AGGCCCCGGCGGCUGUGGGGGCUGUGGCCGCGGCGGGUCCGGGGGGCGGCGGCCUGGUCCUGCGCUCGCCCCUGAGAGGCUGCGAAUAGCCGUUCAGGGUCGAAGUGCUACUAGUUUUUCCCUCUUAAAUUAUUGUUUAUUUAUUUUUUACAUAUCGAACAUCAUGUCCGUGUGUCUCAGUCAGUAUAGAUUCUCGUUAAUUAAGGUGCCGAGAGAAAUCUCUUGAUGGCUGAUCAAGGUUUUCCCAGCUCAUACCAGAGAACUGACUUUUUCUCUUGAAACUGGGAUAUGCGCUCAGGUUUUGGCUCUUGGAACUGCUGUUUGUCAUGGCUUCAGGCACUUGUGGUAGGCAGCAUUAUAGGAUCACUGAUCAAGAAACUAAUGGAAAAACCUCAACUGCCAGUUCGAAUGACUUCAGUGAUCCAGUUUAUAAAGAAAUUGCUAUAACCAAUGGCUGUAUCAACAGAAUGACCAGAGAUGAGCUCAGAAGUAAACUUGCAGAGUUCAAGCUUGAAACCAGGGGAGUGAAAGAUGUGCUGAAAAAGAGACUGAAAAACUAUUAUAAGAAACAGAAGCUGAUGCAGAAAGAACCUGUUAAUGGAGACAGCUACUAUGACUACAUCUGUGUUGUUGACUUUGAAGCAACUUGUGAAGAAGGAAACCCACCUGAAUUCAUACAUGAAAUAAUUGAGUUUCCUCUUGUCUUACUAAACACACAUACCCUGGAAAUAGAGGAUACCUUUCAGCAAUAUGUGAAGCCAGAAAUGAAUCCCAAGCUUUCAAACUUCUGCAUCAGUCUGACAGGAAUCACCCAGGACAUUGUUGAUAAAGCUGAUACAUUUCCUCAAGUUCUGCAGAAUGUCAUAGAGUGGAUGAGACAGCGAGAACUGGGAACAAAGUAUAGUUAUACCAUGUUGACAGAUGGAUCUUGGGAUAUGAGUAAGUUUUUGAGCACCCAGUGCCGUAUUAGCCAUAUCAAAUACCCUUCUUUUGCCAAAAAGUGGAUCAAUAUUCGCAAAUCAUAUGGGAACUUCUAUAAGGUUCCUAGGAAGCAGACCAAACUGACAAUCAUGCUUGAACAGCUGGGCAUGGAUUAUGAUGGGAGACCUCACAGCGGACUUGAUGACUCCAAAAACAUUGCAAGGAUAGCUAUAAGGAUGCUGCAGGAUGGCUGUGAACUACGGGUGAAUGAGAGAAUGCAUGCUGGACAGCUUAUGACAGUCUCUUCCUCAGCCCCCUUAGAGGGAGCCCCUGCUCCACAGAUGCCACGAUACAGAAACUAGUAUUUGGGAGGUUCUGCCUUAGGAACUGCUCUCAGACACCUGCUAAAGACUCUUAAGAGCUUAUUAAACAGCCACCUCUGCCAGCCUGUCUGCAGUGCAGAAGCUGAAAGCACCUUAACUAAUCGUCUCUCUUGGAAUAAAGAGUGUGGAAGCUCUUUGAAGCCUGUGUGACAGCAUUUUUUUUAUACUGAUGAUUUUUUGUUGUUGUUGUUUGCAGCUUUUCUAGCAGUAAGGUUGAUAUGCAGAAUCCAGGCAAAGUGUUAAGCUUUUAAGAAAAUGUAAUUUAAAAACAUGCAAAGAUCAAUUGGGCCUGUGCGCUGCUGUUCCACCCCAGCCUGUGGGUAGUAUUUAUUCACUAUGCCGUACUCUGCUAUCUAGCAUCUAAUUAUUCAUUGCACACAAAUAAGAUAUUGCUGGAAGAACUGAAACAGCGAACAGUAGUGGUCGAGCUGGCCUUUCCUGAUAAGGCACUCUUCUAAGGGUUCCUGUUAGUAAUUUUUUUUAAUUUUUUUUUUAUUACGAAGUCUAGGAGAAAUGGGAGCAUGUCCAUUAUUUCUAAAGCAGUAGAGAAGUACUGUGUUUGGUUUUUUUUUUUUACCUUUAAGAGAUAUGUUUGCUUCUCCAUCAAAUAGAAGAGCUGUGUAUUGAAUAAAAAAUCCAUUAAUGCAGUAUAAUAGUAAUUUUUUUAACCUGUACUUAAAAAGCGAAGGUUCUUUAGGUUUAGAUUUUCACUUUGAGGAUCUCCCGCUACACUUCAUUUAAUGUUGCUUUUGGAUGCUUUCAGCCAUUUGGACUUAAAAAGAAUGAAGUAAAACCAAGUUCAAAACAUGCCAGAUUGUCAAAAUUUUGCACGAUGUGAUUAUUAUGUAAAACAAAAAAAGAAGCCUCUAGUUCAUAGUUAAGACAUGCUCAACUAUUUUUGGUACCUUCCCAUACCUCUGCCACCAUGAAGCUGUGCCUUUAUCUCAAAAUCUAACACUGGAAGAUUAAUACACUUUUAUUAGUAAAGGCCACAUCUAAUUAUUAUCAACUUAUGCUUUCUUCCUAGGCCUCAGAUAAGAAGUUAUUCUCAAGAGGCCAAAGUGUUGAUUUGCUUUGUUUCCAGGGGGUGUUAUGAAGUGCAACAUUAAUCUGAUCAGCUUUGCAUUAGAAUGGCUUGUUCUGAAAAGGAGAAUGAUGUAUUUUGGUUGCUCUUAGUAAAAAAAAAAAAAAAAAAAGUUAGUUUGGUAUCCCUGUAUUAUAAUUAAUUCUUUCCACAGUCAGAAAGCAAAAUAACCAAUUCAUAAUAAAGCUUUGUUGAGAACAUUCACUGUUUGACUAAUCAAACUCCUCCCAGCUCCCUUUCCUCUUCUGACUGUUAAAUCGGAUCAAUGAAAACGUGGAAACUUAAAUUCAUGUAAGAGAGAGAAGUAUCGGUCAAUUCUCAGUUGUUUCAUAUGUAGGAAGGAAGCAGUUUUCUUUCCAGAGUCAGAGAUUUAAGCAGCCACAGCUGCUUUAGAUUUAUGUUCAUAUUUUUUCUGAAAGUAAAUACUUGUUCUACUUGGAGAGUUUUGAACUUUACAGUUUCCUUUCUUUGUGUAGCAGUACUUGAUGUAUUUUCAAAAGGGUAAAAUCCUCUGAUAUACUUUGAAAAUACCAUUUGUUUGUCAGCCCAUAUUUUGUACAAAUCAUUCAUUAAAUAUUUGCU
This is a messenger RNA of Athene cunicularia (burrowing owl), 2970 nucleotides long. RefSeq names its product exoribonuclease 1 (gene ERI1). Gene Ontology annotation, molecular function: nucleic acid binding; 3'-5'-RNA exonuclease activity. NCBI's taxonomy places the organism in Eukaryota, Metazoa, Chordata, Aves, Strigiformes, Strigidae. Gene Ontology annotation, cellular component: cytoplasm; nucleolus. Gene Ontology annotation, biological process: exonucleolytic trimming to generate mature 3'-end of 5.8S rRNA from tricistronic rRNA transcript (SSU-rRNA, 5.8S rRNA, LSU-rRNA). Bases 327 to 1283 code for a protein of 318 amino acids. The transcript is spliced from 7 exons. The record is from RefSeq and is a predicted model, not a curated record.